Messenger RNA from Theileria annulata, 2709 nucleotides. RefSeq lists its product as uncharacterized. Lineage: Eukaryota; Apicomplexa; Aconoidasida; Piroplasmida; Theileriidae. Bases 1 to 2709 code for a protein of 902 amino acids. The record is from RefSeq and is a predicted model, not a curated record. The transcript has a single exon.
AUGGAGAUUGGUUUAAUGAGUUUGUAUGAUAUAUUGAAUAAUAAAAAGAAGAAUGUAAGUUUAUAUUAUAAUCGUUUAACGGUUAUUAAUAAUCUUUUACGUUAUCAGAAUAAUUAUUGUUGGAUACAUGAAACUACUUAUCCAAUACAACCAUUUCCAAAUAUUCUUAAAUGUAAUUGUUUUUCCACCGUAACGGUGCUUGGUCACACAGAAAGUAAUGGUCCUACGGCUACUAACAGUACUAAGGAUAUUACUAGUACUACGGCUACUAAGGAUAUUAGUACCACAGGAGCAAGCACCGUAACUAAGGGAAAGGGAGCUAAUUCUACAGCUAUGGAGUGUACCCCUGGAAAGGGAGCUAAUUCUAUGGUUACAGAGUGUAUUAAGGAUAUUAAGGAUACUAAGGAAACCCCUUUCGGGGGUACAGUUGGAGCAAGCACCGUUAUGGAGAAUAAAUGUAUGGAAGUAGAAUAUAUAAGAAAAUUAUUGAAUGAAAUGUAUAAUAAUAUAAUAAUAGAUUUUAAAUCAUCACAAUGUAUUUCAAUCAUAUAUAAAAAUCAUAUUUAUUUAUAUUCCAAUUUAUCAUUAUGUAAAUUCAAUGCCAUCGGAAUCAACCAUUCCACUGGUAAUAUCUCCACUGACAAUGCUAGUCCUAAUCCUACUGGGAUCUCCACUUCUACUGGUAACUCCACUGCUAAUUCCAAUGGUAUUGUUAAUUCCAAUGGCAUUGUAAAUUGUAAUGAAUGUAGAAUAAUAGAAAGAAAAGAAUUUACAAAUGAUGAAAUACAAAAUGCAUUAUAUGAAAUUGUGGAAAAAGGUGAAGAUAAUAAAUAUGGUUUAACCUUGUUGGAACAUUCCAAUUUAUUAAAUUUACUUGAUGGUAUUGAUAAAAUACAACAUUCUGUUAAGUCUAUUGGUAUUCUUGAGGGUCUUAUCGAGACUAAUUAUAAAUAUUCCAAUAUUGAUAAUAUAAAUGUAAUACAUUGUAAUAUUUUAUUAGAUGAGGUUAACGUAACGGGGUCUUCCGUUACGGGGUCAGGUCCCACGGGUACUAACAGUACUGAGGAUAUUAGUACUAAGGAUAUUAGUACCACUGGACCAAGCACCGUAACUACUGGAAAGGGAGCUAAUUUUACAGCCAUGGAGUGUACCUCCGGAAAGGGAGCUAAUUCUAUGGUUAUGGAGUGUACUACUGAUACUAAGGAUAUUACUACAGUUGGACCAAGCACCGUUACUGAGGAGAACUUAAUAUUAGAAUGUAUAAAAUAUGCAAAUGAAUUAAUAGAAAAAGUAUAUAAAGAAUUAAAUUCAAUAUGUAGUUCAUUAAUAAAUGAAAUUAAUAUAUAUUGUCAACCACCAUUGAAUAUAUCAAUAAGAUUUUUAAAACAUUACAUGUGUUUUGAAUAUUUAUUGGAAUAUAAUUGUGAUUUGAAUAAUUUACAAGAUACAAUUUAUGGAAUUAAUAUUAAUAAAGAAAAUGUCAUCUUACAUGAAUUCAUACAACCAAGUCUCAUCUCCAUAAAUUCCAUCCAUAAUACUUUCAAUUUAUUAUUAACACGUAUUAAAUCUUAUAUUAUUAAUAUUCAAAAUAUUAAUAAUGUUAAUAUGGAGAAAGAGGAAAUUAUGGAGAAGAAAGAGGAAAAAGAGGAGAAAAUGGUUGAGAAAGAGGAUAUUACUGGAGUUGUUGAUACUAAUACUAAGGGAGUUGGUAUGGAUACUAAGGAAAGCCCUUACGGGGCUAAGGAAAGCCCUUUUGGUGCUAAGGAAAGCCCUUUUGGUGCUAAGGAAAGCCCUUUCGGGACUAAGGAAACUCCUGGUGGAUUGUUGGUUGGUGGACCAGACACCGUAACGGAAGAAUUAGAAUUAGAUGGAAUAGGAACACCAUCACCAAAUAAGAAAAAUUAUAUAAAUAAUGAUAUAUUAAAAAUGUGUGAUACGAAAAUCAUUGAUUCAAAUCCAAUCAGUAUUGAAAAUAGUAACACAAAUACAUUUAAUAAUUCCGAAAAUACUUCACCAAAUACACAUUCAUUCAAUAUUACAAAUCUAUUAAAUAAUCAAUAUAUUAAUUCUCCAAAUACUAUAGACAAGGUAGAUAAGGUAGACGGAGUGGAUGGAAUGGAUGGUAUGGAGAGGAUAGAGUCGGUAGACGGGAUGGAGACUCUGGAGAGGAUAGAUUCGGUAGAUGGUAUGGAUAGAAUGGAAUCUGUAGAUACAGUAGAAAGAAUGGAUACAAUAGAAUCUGUAGAAACUAUAGAACCUAUAGAACCAGUUGAUACAGUGGAUACAGUGGAUAAUAUGAAUACAGUAGAUACGGUGGAUACAGUAGAUACGAUGGAUAAAAUGAAUGAAGAAGAUAGAAUGGAAAUAAUACCAUAUUGGUGGAGAUAUUAUGUAGAAGAUAAUACAUUGGGUGAAGGUGAUGUGAAUGGAAGAUAUGAAUCGAUAGGAAUAAGACGUUUUACACGUUCAUAUUUGAAGGAAGAAUCAAGUACACCAAAGAAUAAGAAACAUACCAAUGGAGCAAAUUAUUUACUCACAAGAUCAUCUUCAUCAGAUUUCAGUACCAAAUCUAAUGUUAAUCUUUCCAGAGAAACCAUUACUACAAAUCUACAAGAAGAUGUUUUACCAUGUUUCUGUACCAAUUGUAUUAAUUAUAUCUCCAAUAUAACACGAAUUUUACAUUAUCAAGAACAAAAUGGUAUUUUUUAG